Messenger RNA from Dibothriocephalus latus, 150 nucleotides. Lineage: Eukaryota; Metazoa; Platyhelminthes; Cestoda; Diphyllobothriidea; Diphyllobothriidae. The record is from the annotation of a GenBank genome assembly.
GAUGAUGAUGAUGAUGAUGAUGAUGAUGAUGACAAGGAAGAUGGCAAACACAAUCGCAAGAACCACAAGCGUGAUCAAGAUAAUGACGAUAAAGAUGAUGGUUAUGGGAAGGGGAAUUGGCUCUGGGAUUUUCUGGAUAUGCUAGACUAA